GAGACACAGGCCCCAUCCUUCCCAAUGGGGACACUUCAGGGAGUGGCUCUCAGGUCCCGAGAAAGACCUUCCUGGCCACAGGAGAUGCACAGACAUCGGGAAGGGACAGAGGAAGGACGUGCAGUUGCAACCUUUUCAGCAGAUGCUCUGAGAAUGGGAGGUCGAGAGUUGAAGCAAACGGUCAGUUCUGACAGGGCCUCAGACCUAAGGCAGGAGCACCCCCUACACCAGACCUCCUGGGUCACAGGAAAUGCACAGACAUCGGGAAGGGAUGGAGGAUGGACGGAGGAAGGACAUGCAGUUGCAGCUCUUUCUGCAGAUGCCCUGAGAGAGGAGCAAGAAGGUCCUCGCCAGAUGCUCCUGGACUUGCUUUGGACUUUCUCUUGCUCUUGGACUUGCUCUGGCAUUGCUCUUGGACUUCACAGCCUCUAG
Gorilla gorilla gorilla (western lowland gorilla) is the source of this 432-nucleotide messenger RNA. RefSeq lists its product as uncharacterized. Lineage: Eukaryota; Metazoa; Chordata; Mammalia; Primates; Hominidae. The record is from RefSeq and is a predicted model, not a curated record.